This is a messenger RNA of Ictidomys tridecemlineatus (thirteen-lined ground squirrel), 5169 nucleotides long. The record is from RefSeq and is a predicted model, not a curated record. Lineage: Eukaryota; Metazoa; Chordata; Mammalia; Rodentia; Sciuridae.
AUGCUCAUGGCUCACCAUUCUUAUUCCUUGAAAUUAAAGUUUUUGACCCGGCUGACUGAGAGGUUCGUGCUGGGAGUGGACAUGUUCGUGGAGACCUUGUGGAAAGUCUGGAUGGAGCUCCUGGAUGUCCUUGGACUUGAUGUCUCCAGCCUCUCCCAGUACUUCAGCCCAGCCUCUGUGGCCAACAGCCCUGCGCGAGCCCUGCUGCUGGUGGGCGUCGUCCUCCUGGCCUACUGGUUCUUGUCCCUGACCCUGGGCUUCACCUUCAGCAUCCUGCACCUGGUGUUCGGCCGCUUCUUCUGGGUGGUGCGGGUCCUCCUGUUCUCCAUGUCCUGCGUGUACAUCCUACACAAGUACGAGGGUGAGCCCGAGAACGCCGUGCUGCCGCUCUGCCUCGUGGUGGCCGUGUACUUCAUGACCGGGCCCAUGGGCUUCUACUGGCGCAGCAGCCCGGGCCCCAGCGUGGAGGAGAAGCUCGAGCACCUGGAGAACCAGGUCAGACUGCUCAACAUCCGCCUCAACAGGGUGCUGGAGAGCCUGGACCGCUCCAAGGACAAGUGAAGGUCAGCCGGCCGGCUGGGUCCGCCGGCCAGAAGACAGAAGAGGAGGAGAAGAGCAGCCGCAGCAGCCCCCAAGCAGUCUCAAUAAACACCGUGCGCGCAGGAGCCGCUUGGUGAGGUGUCUCUAACCGCGUGUCAACCUAGGACCCGGUCCAAGAAGGAUGCGAGACCAUUCACGUAGACUACACGCCAUGUGUCGUUAGUAGAGAAAAUAUUUUUUAAACAAAGGAUAUAACCCUAUUAGCUGUACAGUAAGAGAAAUUUAUCUGUGCAUAGAACAUAAAGUUAAUUUUUUCAAGCAUUUAAAUACAUCUUUUGUAAGGUUUUUAAACAAGGGCAGAUUGAGUCAAGUUUAUGAGAACUUCACACUGAAGGGGAGAAUAUGCUAAUUUGAUCUUUUUAGAGGAGUUUAAAUGCCAGUGUUUGUUUCUACAACAUUCCGGUGGUGGGUGAGGUCUGUGCUUUCUCUUUGUGGUGCAGGGCUGUGAGCUUUAUUGUGUGUCCUGGUGGCUGAUGUGGACUGGGUGGGUGGGUGUUGUCACUUCUAAGCGGGGCCAGUUGAGCUUGAGGCUGGAGCUCAACUUCUUGGAUCCUGGGAACCCCACCAGUCCUGUCUGUCAUAUUUUCUAAAUGCAGAAACCAUCAUUCGUGGGAGCCCCAGGUCUUCCUGCCCCUGUGUCGUAAUGCAUUUAACCUCAGCAUUUCUGGAAGGAGAACGCACGGACAGAGCCAAGAAGCUCAGGGAUUUGGGACUUGGCGCCAAACCGCCUGGUGGAGCCUUGCAGGCCUAGCAGGGGCCUGGAGCCACCUGCCUUUGCCACUUGGGGGUGAGGCCUGUGUGGGAGAGCUGUCCCCGAGGGCGUCUAUCCCCUGGCCCAUCUUGCCCAGGUGACUUGAGAUCUUGAGAUCAUGGCUGGUACCACUGCACCGUCUUCCAGUCCUGCCGCCGCUGCUGCUUCUCUACGUUCUCAGGAGAAACAGGCCCUGGAGGGGAUCAGAAUUGUUUUUCUGGAAAUCUUCACAACCCACGAAUUGGUUGCUUUCUGUGCAAGAUCCUUUGGGUGGGCUCUGGGGAAGUGGGGAACACUGUAGGUGGACGGCUGGGGCAUCCCAGGCGAGGCGCGGGAUGGGGGCUGGUGGACUCGCCCUUUGCUGGACCCUGUCGGGCGAGGCGAUGAGCCCUGGCGGGAUGAGGCUCUGGAGUAGGUGGGAUUGCAGCUGCACAUUGUGCCCCUCCCUGGGCCCACGCAGCCUUGUGUGGUGGUGCCUCUGCUCUGAGCACAAGGCCCCAGGUGCCACCCGGAAUGCACUGUGUAUGCCCGAUUCUCGGAGCUGUGCGUCAGCGACCCUCCCUUUUCCUUUUCAAGUACCGGGAGGCAGAGGCAGAUGCUUCAGAGGGUGUGUCUGAAGGUCUGUCCCCAAGGUGUCUCCAACUCAGACUCCAGCUUUGGGUUCGCUUCCUGGGACCCACCCCUGUUCUGGGGCUGGCUUGGGGGAAUCUGUAUUGAUUGGCAUCCAGUUUUGUCGUUUAGCUGUCCCCUUAUACAUGCAGCCUGAGGCCCUUGUAGGCCUGUUUCCUUGUGUAGGUCUGGCUGUGCCAGGUUGUGGUACCCAAAGAUGGCUUUGCACACCUUGGUCGGUUCUGUGCACAGCGCUGGUGAGUCCUGCCCUGCAGGGGCUCCUCUGCCUGAGGUCAUCAUGCCUGAGCUGUCCUUGGUCCAGGUGUGACAUCCACCCCAACCUUUGCCCACAUUCCUCCCGCUCUGGAGCCAUCAUCUUUUUAACUCCUGGGCAGUCGGAUGGGGUGUGCCUCUGGGUGCUGGCGGGGUGAGGCCAAAAGUCACUGUGGAAAGCACACAGUAUUUUCUUCAGUUUUUGUAUCAGCUCUGAAGCCACAUUUAUAGUUUGAUAUACUCAAGUAAAAGAUGUCUUCGUUUUUAAUGAAGAAACUAUCAUUAACCAGUAUCAUUUCAGGGUAGAACAUUAUUUGAAAUUCUGAUAGAAACCCUGAGAUGGUAGGUUUAAGGUUUGUCUUGGGUUUUGGUGCUGGGGUGGAACCCAGGGCCCUGCUCCUGGCUGUGUAAACGAUUCACCACUGAGCCCAGCCCUGCCCCAGCCCAGCCCCAGGCCCCACUGCCCCUCCUACUACCCCCUCCAACCCUCCUACCCCCCCUUCCCCUGCCCCAGCCCUGCCCCAGGCCCAGGCCUGAAAAAUUUUGAAUAGUUUUUAGUGCAUAAAUUUUGCUUUGUUUGAGUACAUUUCUUUUUUUGGCACUGAGGAUUGAACCCAGCGGUGUUCUGCUACUGACCCACAGCCCCAGCCUCACUAACCCCAGACAGGGCCUCACCAAGUUGUGACCUCCGGAGUGGCUGGGAUCACAGGCGUGCCCACUGCGCCUGGCUGUUUGGGUGUAUUCUUAACCCCACUCGUGGAAGCUUGUAGAGUAUCUGGCCUCCCCCCAACAUCUCUUUCUUUCUUCUCUCUUUUGUAUGUGAAAAAAUGUAUUUUUGUACCAUAACUCAUAGCCUCGAGGAGAGACCUUUUUAUACCGUCAGGCCUAUAGAAUACAUUAGUGCAGCACUUCACUGAAUGUGAUAUUAAAAAAAAAAAAAAAAACUGUUUUGAUGGCAACUGCCACGACUCUGUCAUGAUUAAGGGUCAGUUUUUUAGAUAUCUCAAACUUAACCAGUGUUCAUUUCCCAGAGCUUCAGUAUCACUUGCUUUACCAAGGACAGAAAGGAGCCCAGGAAAGGAAGAGGGGGCCAUCUCUGGAGCACUGGGUCUGGGUGGCCGCCUGGGCAGGGCAUCUGGAGCUGCUCUGGGUGCAGAAGCCUGGCCCUGAGCGCUGCCCAGCGCCUGGUGGCCUUAUCCAGCUCUUGCUUUGUGCAUGGCUCCCUGUGGUCUCUGGCAUCAAAGUACAGCCAUGGGGGGUCUUGAAAACUGGCCUAGUGGAUGGUGCCCAGGGCUUCCUCCACACCAGUGGUUGGUGAUAGUACCUGGAGGUGGCUGCCAUUGGAAAAUUUUAAUAUGGGUCCCCAUUAGGCCACAUGGGUCACGACCAAAGGGAUGGGAAACUGGGACAGGCCUGGGUGCCGGCCAGGAAGUGACCAGAUGGGAACUGAGAACAUGGGGAUUGGGUGAGAGGCCAGGAGAACCAUAGCAGAACUUCUUCAGGGACAGUGACACCUGCUCUGGCCACUCGUUGGUCCUGGGGUCAGCGGGCCUGCAGGGGGUUAGGAAUGACUCGUGGAGAUGACUCUCCACGGUGUCUGGGGACAGGGCUGUGCCUCGUCGCCAGGGGCAUCCUGAAAUGCUUCCUCUCCGCAAUCCUUGCUAGUUUGUUUGUUUGUUCGGACCUGGGGAUUUAACCCAGAGACAAUUUACCACUGAGCCACAUUUCAGCCCUUUUUAUUUAUCAUUUCAAGACAGGUUCUCACUGUGUUGCUGAGGUUGACCUCGAACUUGCGAUCUUCCUGCCUCCACCUCCUGAGCUCCUGGGAUUACAGGCGUGUGGCACUGUGUGCACUUCUUGCUAGUUCUUAAGAUGCCUUGAUGAGUGACAUCUGGCUUCCAGGUAGACACUGAUAGUUUCUCCUGGUGGGUUUUGAGUCUGCCGGUCACAAAGCCAGCUCUUGCCAUCCAUCUUGCAUUAGAGGGACCUCCAAAGUCUCCUGAGUGUUGAGCCCCCCUGCCCCUUUUCGCUUGCUUGUUUGGCGCCUGGCACUGACGGAGCGGCCCACCAGCCCACAGCCGUGGAUUUUUAAAAGGCAUAUUAUCAUCCUGGGGAACUUUUAUUUUUGGCUCUUUGACUGCUUGGACUUCUUGCUCUUUGCUUGUGAAUAGCUGAAUUGUGUGCUUUUUACAGGACCCAACAUAGUCUCCUUAAAAUUGUCAACGUGGAGUAGGACCUGGUACCCGAGGCCGCUUAGCACCCUGCAUUCCCAUAGGUGGCCACUCCCCAAAACAGUUCUCAGGUAGCACAGAACCGGUUUGUGAUUUGCCCAGUCGGCUGAACACAAAACCUUGAAUUUAAGUGUUCAGUUGGAAAUAGGUUGCCAGGUAAAACAGAGAAGGGUUAAACUUGAUGUUGCCAAGCACACGUCCCUCUGUCUCUGCAGCUCCUGAGGUUUCAUUGUAGUUCUCCACAGCGUCGUCCCUGUGUCCCUGUGUCCCUGUGACUAGAUCAAUUCCUGUGAUGGUUGGGUGCAUGCCUAGGACCUUGUCAAGUUCUCUCUUCCCAGCUGGAAGCCCCACUGUGCGGUGCCUGCCAUGGCGCACACUCGAGGUGCGCUGUCUGGUGGUCGGCUUUCUGUGCGCUCAGUUUGUUUGGCACAGUCUUCGCGGUCUGGUCUGUGCUGCAGGAGGCGAGCCCGGCCGGUGUGAGUUCCAUGUGCCCUGGGAGGUGGGUUCUAUGAUCUAUAGAUAUAAAUGUUAUCUGGCUUAUUUUUUCUUUUCUUUUUUCUUUUUUUUUUGCAAAGUGAUCUGUACAUUCCUCUUAUUUAUUAAAUCACUGGCUUUGGUGUUAUGUGGAGAGAUUUGUAGAUUGAUUUCAGAACAGAAUUAAAAUAUUGUGAAAAUUACAUCUUAAUAAAUGUUUAUUGUAAUUUG